GUCACGUCCGGGGGGGUUAGCUUUUCUUCCUCAUUUGCCUUAGCACAGUGUUGUUAUUCCCAGUCGAUGGCCCCCCUGUUCAAGCUACCGGGGAAGCAAAAGUCUCUAGGCGCACCAGGGGAUGACCCGGAUGUUGUGGACGGAUGUGCAAGUGACGGGGAUGCAGAACGACCAGUCGGGCAGGAUUUGUGA
Molecule: messenger RNA, 192 nt
Organism: Verticillium dahliae VdLs.17
Lineage: Eukaryota; Fungi; Ascomycota; Sordariomycetes; Glomerellales; Plectosphaerellaceae
Exons: 2
Coding region: 67-192 (41 amino acids)
Source: RefSeq, a predicted model, not a curated record